Nicrophorus vespilloides is the source of this 1488-nucleotide messenger RNA. RefSeq names its product neutrophil collagenase (gene Mmp1). Gene Ontology annotation, biological process: proteolysis. The coding region runs from base 41 to 1345 and encodes 434 amino acids. The transcript is spliced from 5 exons. The record is from RefSeq and is a predicted model, not a curated record. NCBI's taxonomy places the organism in Eukaryota, Metazoa, Arthropoda, Insecta, Coleoptera, Silphidae. Gene Ontology annotation, cellular component: extracellular matrix. Gene Ontology annotation, molecular function: metalloendopeptidase activity; zinc ion binding.
GUCAAAGGUUAAAUCUUUCAGUCUUAAAAUUUUCUUCGAGAUGCGUGUACAGCUCUUAUUAGUUUUGUUACUAAAACUCGUUGAAAAUGCACCUGUAGGUCGUCACAUUUUAAUGAAAAAAUAUCUUAAACAAUUUGGAUAUGAUACAGAUAACAUGCCAAUGGCUGUAAAAAACUUUCAGCAGUUUCAUCAUCUACAAAUAAAUGGCAAAAUGAAUGAGGAAACGUUGAGUAUGAUGGAUAAACCUAGAUGCGGAAUGCCGGAUGAUAUAUACAAUAUGGCUUUUCACGGUCCGGUUCUGCAAAAUAGAAACCUGUCGUACAAAGUGGAGAAUUAUGGGUAUCUGGUGCCGUCGGAGGUGGACGAAGCGCUGAAAAAAGCGUUUGAUAUGUGGCAAAACUAUACUGAGCUUAAUUUCAAGCAUUUUAAGCGGAUUUACGUUAUGAGGGUGAACUUCAAUCGAUUAAAUCACGGCGAUAAAAACGAUUUUGACGGUCCUGGACAAAUGAUCGGUCAUGCAACACCUCCGGUUAACAACGCCCAAAGCGAUAUACAUUUUGAUCUGGAUGAGGAUUGGACUUGGCGCGGUGAUAACGGCAUCAACUUCUUCCAAACUGCAGUUCACGAGUUAGGCCACGCAUUAGGCUUAAGCCAUAUCAACGAGACGGAUUCGGUCAUGUAUCCUUACUACACUUACAAAGAGAACUACAGUUUGACUAAAUCUGAUAUAGCGAGAAUUCAAUAUUUGUAUGGGGUACGAGAUAGAAGCAUUGAUAAUCAGGUUGUGAAUCCUACGUGCAUAAUACUGAACUACAACACUAUUUUCGUGUACGAAAACUUGACGUACGUAUUUCGCGGAAAAUAUUAUUGGGCCUUCAACGAGGAAGGAUAUAGGAUCGAGGAAAUGAGACUGAUAAACGAGAAGUGGCCCUUUUUACCAUCGAAUAUCGAUGCGGCUUACGUGACGGAUUCGAAUAAGGUGAUCUUUUUCAAGGGAUUGCAGUACUGGAAGUAUUAUAAAUCGAGAUUGUUAAAAAACUACCCGAAACUCAACUACCACGGUUACAGUGGAGCUCCAGAACGCAUCGACGCUGCUGUGAAGUGGAAUAACACUCUACUCUUAUUCAAAGACACUGAAAUCUGGAGCUAUGAACCGGGAAAGGGCAGCACAUCCAUUGGAAAAGUAAAUAAUAUUGUAAACGCAGCCAUCGUCAAGGGCAACGACCUAAUACUGUUUGGUCACAGAAUCUUCUCGAGAUGCACUUCCAUCAAUACAAAUUGCAUACGGGAAAAUAUCUCAGCUUAUUUCAAGUGCAAUAUCAGAAAUACAACAGCUGUAGCGUAAGGAAUGAUUAAACCUAUGCAUCAAGAGCAUUUAUUCAAUUAAGAUUUAGAAAAAAAAUACUUUUGUUAACUUUUGUUUUGCUCUUUUGUAGUUCUCAUGUCAUCGAAAGCGUUAAAGAAAAUUACAUAAAACCGCACCAAAAA